AUGCAAUCUUCAUUCAUCGCAAAUGAAAAACCUGAUAGCUUUAUUACUCAUACAGCUAGUAAGAUCGAAGACGCUGGAACACUUAGAAAUAUUAUCAAAUAUCCGGGUGGUUUGAUCCUCUCGUAUAAAAAACAAAAUCUUGGUAUUUUAGCGUUACCAUCUACAGAAACCGGUGGUAACCCUGUUGUGAAUAUGACUUUUGAUUCUGGAUUCAAGGUUACCGAUGUUAAUGGCUUUGUGAAGUUUUCUGGAGAUCUCUUAAAAGAAUCUAAAGUUACAUUUUCGAUUAGUACUAAUAAUCUAGUAGUGGAAUCAUUAGAUCUUAAACAAACAGUAACUAAUCUUAGCAUGAGCAAGGAUAUCACUGUUGAUGGAUUCAAUGGUUUACAAGACGUAACAAUCGGUAACCUUGAUAUAGCUAAUCACAGUGCUAUUAUAAUAAAAGCUCAAAUGAAAAACCCUUCAAAUAUUGGUAUAGACAUGGGAACAGUGAACUUCACCUUAACAGCAAUCACAAGUCACUUAACAGAGGAAACAGGACUUAUCGGACCAUUAGUUGCUAAUAGUCUUAUAAUGCAUCCUAAAUCAACAAAUGAAAUUACCUUUGUCCUUAGUCCAACUAAUUUCCCAAACCUUUUUCAAUUGAUAUCUUGUGGAGGAAAAAUACUUAUUAAAGGAGUUUCAGUUAAACCGAGUACUGGAGCUGAUGUUCUAUGGUUGUCUAUACCGAUUCAAAACUAUAGAGUUAUUAAACCUUUCUCCCCACUUUUGCCACAUUCUGUAAAUGCAUUACUCCAAGCAUUCCCAGCAGAAAUGAUUGAAUCAAGCCAUGUUUGCUCCAACGAAACAUCCAAACCCACAGGAACAGCCCCAAAUGAACCGAAAAAAACAGAUGCACCGAAAGCGAAAGAAUCAAGUGCACCAAAAGCGAAAGAAUCAACUGCACCAAAAGCGAAAGAAUCAAAUGCACCGAAAGCGAAAGAAUCAGAUGCACCGAAAGUGAAAAAAACCGAAGCACCAAAAGAAUCAAAAGAACCAAAAGAAAGUUAA
Racocetra persica is the source of this 1050-nucleotide messenger RNA. Lineage: Eukaryota; Fungi; Glomeromycota; Glomeromycetes; Diversisporales; Gigasporaceae. The record is from the annotation of a GenBank genome assembly.